This is a messenger RNA of Musa acuminata AAA Group (dessert banana), 928 nucleotides long. RefSeq lists its product as uncharacterized. The record is from RefSeq and is a predicted model, not a curated record. The transcript has a single exon. NCBI's taxonomy places the organism in Eukaryota, Viridiplantae, Streptophyta, Magnoliopsida, Zingiberales, Musaceae. The coding region runs from base 81 to 764 and encodes 227 amino acids.
ACCUGCAGGGCCUUUUUUCCGAUAUAUUUCCCAAUAAAUUAGCUUUUUUUGGGAUAAAGGAGAGCGAAGGCUGAAAGGAGAUGAAGCUGAAGGGAAAGAUACACCCGUCGCCGGCGGCGCAGCUUCCCGCCGCUGGCUCGCCCCAGCAGCAUCAGAGCCACGACGCCCUGGCGGUGCUCAGCCUCCUCCCGGCGGCCAUCCUCGCGCUGACGGCGGUGAUGGGGAAAGAGGACAGGGAGGUGCUCGCUUACCUCCUCACGCGAUCGAUCGAGGGCUGGGCGGAGGACCGGCGCCAUUGCCAGAGGCCGGGCCGAACCCAGCACCGUCCGGUCUUCGGCUGCGGGUGCUUCGACUGCUACACCGGCUUCUGGUCGCGGUGGGAUUGCUCCCCCGACCGCGAGCUCAUCCACCAGGCCAUCGAGGCGUUCGAGGAGCACCUGGCGAGCUCGGAGAGCAAGGGCGGGGCCAGCGCGAGGGUGCGGCGGAGGGGGCGCAAGGCGGCGCAGCGGGCGGAUAAGGGCAAGAAGAUUAAGGAGAAAGAGACGGACAUGGCUCGGAGAAAGCCGGAGGAGGUGGAGAAGGAUGCCGCGCUGACGACGGUGGGAGAAGCGGAGAGCGUCUCCGACGAGGAGGCGCCGGUGUCGGAGACGGCGGAGGAGGAUGAGGGGGCCGAGACCGGGAGCGGCGAGCGGCGGAGGGGGUGGGCGGACGUGAUUGGGGUAUUUAAUUCGCGCUUGUGGAGCCUCUGGAGUCCGGGCGCGUGACGUGUCGCUUGGUACUGGAAAAAAAUAGAGGAAAAAUAAAAAAAAAAUUAGAAGAAAUAUAUUAAAUACUUUUAAUCCGCUCUGUGAAAAUUAUGUUUUCUGCUUGUUUUGUUAGUUUCUAUUUUCCCUGUAAAUUCCGUAAAUUUUUCUCACUAUUUCCGAUA